GUUUUUCGUCUCAGCCAAUCAACUGAAGCGACGACGGCAGCGCGUUUUGUUUAGAUCUCAAUGCAGUGAAUGCUAGGCUAACUGAAAACAACAAAACAGGCGUUUUCUGCACAAAACUGCAGUUUUGAAUAUGCUGAUGAGCAGAUAUUCACCAGUAUAGAAAUAUCUCGUCAAUUACCCACCGAAAAGCAGCGGAGAGCUAAACAAUUGUGAUAGAGUUGACGUUUGUUCCUUGACAACCUGUUGAAUACAUGAAAUGAAGCCAAAUCACUUGAGUGUAAGGUAAUGUUAGGGCUCUUCAUAACAAUCACUAAUGUUCAAAGACAACAAGGGGCUGGUAGACGAUGUUGUUUCCUUGAGAAAUCAGCUGCGAUUAACAGAGAAAAACCUGCAGUCACUGGGGGAACAACUGAGUCAAUCAGGAAAUGAUAUCACUGGUGAGGAUAAUAACAGUAGUGCUGUGGACGGAUUCCCAGGUCGUCUUACUUUAGAAGACCUUCAGAGUCCUGAUCCUGGUCAACCAAGAGGAGCAUAUUCACACCCUGAGCAGAGGCCGUGUGCAUGUGUAUCCAUUAGUGACUGCAGGUCAGAUAGAGACAUGGAGACCGAGAUGUCUGUACUCCGGAGGAAGCUUAACACCAUCAGGCAGGAAAACACUUCUCUGGCCAUGGAGAACAGGCAGCUCAUCAGUGACAUAGAAGCUUCUCAGCUUGAGUUAGUCAGCUCAAAGUCCAAGAUGCGUCUGCUGGGAUCCACUUUGGGAGCCAGGACCUCCAGUGUGUCUCACAUGAAUGAGCAGAUUCUGGGUCUUGAGGCAGAACUAGAAACCCAGACCAAAGCUUUAGAGGCUGCAGAGCAGAAGUUGGAAGAAAGUGAACAGACAGUGAUGCAGAGUAACCGGCUGGUGGAGAAGCUCAGAGAUGAGCUGAGAGUUGUUAAAGCGGAGUUAGCUGAAAGAACACGACUGGGAAAACGUGCUGAGCAGCAAAGAAACCAAGCACUUCGAAAUGCAGAGAAGCUCACAGUGACCUUUAAAGAAUACAAAGAGGAUGUUUCUGAAAAACUCAGGAAGGUGUUGGCGAAUGAGGGCCAGCUGAAAGUCAGCCUGAUGGAGUGUGACAGGGAGAGAGAGGAGCUAGAGAGGAAGUGUGCUGAGCUGGAGAGAGAGAAGGAUGGUCUACGUCACAACAUCUGUGAGCUGAAGGAGGUUCACAGCCGCUCUGAGUCUCUGUCCACUGAGCAUGUGCAGCUGCAGUCUCAGGUUCAGCAGCUCUCAGAUCAGCUGAAACAGCUACAGAGGGAGCUAGCAGAGAAAGAGGCUCAGCUGCAGCAGAUGGCAGGGCUGAGGAAAGAGAACGAGGACCUGCGGCUCCUCACGGCAUGUCAGGAGCAGAGGGUCGCUCAUGCCCACAGAGAGAAAGAACAGGACAGAGCCGAGCUGACCAGCCUAGAGAGCAUAUUGGACUUGCUACAUCUGAGAGAGAAUCGAGAGGGGGCACUGUGUGUGAACCCUUGUUUGCUGCCUGACUUGUCUUACACAAGCACCACUGAAUUUCUCAAACACAAACCUGGUGAACGUUAUCAGAAACUGUUGGCGGUGCUUCAGACGGUUGAGAGGGAGAAGACCCGGCAUGCCAGUGCCGCACAGGGCCUACAAGAGAGACUGACUAGAGCCCAGGAGGAGAUUUCCUCACUGCAGACCUCCAUCACAGAGAGAUCCUCUCACUACCGGCAGGUCCACAACCAGCUACUGGACAAGGCUACACAGGCCACCUCCUUAGAGAAAGAGCUAAAAAAGAAGAGUUUGCGUGUGACUGUCCUGGAGAAACAGCUGCAGGAGAAGAGUGCUGCUUAUUCACAGGCUGUAAUGAAGACCAGCCAGCUUGAACAAGACCUUCUGGAAAAGGCCAGCAGUAUUCAGCACUACCAGUCGGUCUUGAACAAGAAACAGAGGGAGUAUCAGCAGACUAUAGAGAAAGUCAAAACGACACAGUCACACAAAUGCAAAGAAAUGGAGGACAGAAUUGAGGUGCUACAGUUGUCUCUGGCUCAGAAACAGACUGAACUUGAGGAACUAGAAGAAAAUAUGACUGAUCUUCACACAGAGAAGCAGCAGUCACAGCAGAGAGCUGAUCUUCUACAGGCUGUUGUAGAUAAGCUCACUGAGGAUUUUGAGGCAAAAUCUAAAUGCAGUGAAGAGGCACUUAGAAAUGUUGAAGAGCAAGCUGCUGACUCUGCUUCAGUGGUUAGGAACCUGCAGACUGAACUGUCCUCCUUUAAAGAGGAGCGGAGUCAUUACCUCCAGCAGAUGGAGGAGGUAAAGAAACAACAUGAUAGACAACUGGAGCUGAAGAACAGUGAGCUGUCACAGCUGCAGGAAGAGCUGAAGAGGAAAUGCAUGGCUUAUCAGAGCUCCAGUGAGGAGAACCUGCAGCUUCAGCACUCUAUCCAGAACCAGCACACCAUGUUGCAGGAGAGCACAUUACGCAUCGCACAGCUGGAGGAAAGCCAGAGUCAGCUGCAGAGCCAGGUGUCCCAGUUAGAGCAAGAUUUGGAGAAGGAGCGCACUGCCUUAUCUCAGGCUCUGAGGAAAAGGGAGAGAGAGGUGGAGGAGGCCACUCAGGAGGUGCAGAAGAAGGAGAGGCAGGCCGCAGAGCUCUCUGGCUCCAUAACGCAGCUGAGUUCAGAGAUGAGUAAGUGUCGAGUGGAGCUGUCAGACAUGGAGCUGGAGCUGCUGCGUUUGAGGAGAGACAGCAACACAAAAGCCUCUCAGCUUAAUCAGAUGGAGGAGUCACUCAAGGAGACCAAAGGCCUGCUGGAUAAGAAGAGUGAAAUUGUUGUGGACCUUGAAGAGAAGCUCCAUCGCAGUGAGAUGGACAGGAGGAACUCACUGCAGCGGGCUCAGUUGCUGGAGGGACAGUUGCAGGAGGUGCGCGGAGAGCUUGCAGAUACCCUGGACCACCUGCAGGAGCUCAGAGACCUGCUGCAGAGGACACAGCUGACUUCAGACCAACAGCAAGCAACAAUCGAUAAAAUAGCUGCUGAGCUCAGAGAGAGUCAGAGGGAGCUGGAGGAGAGGAACCAUGAGGUGCUGGAUCUGGACAGUGCUCUGAAAGAAAGGCAGGGGGAGCUACAGCAGAGAGCGCAGCUGUUGGGACAGCUGGACGUGGCCAUUAAAGAGCAUAAACUGGAGAUGGAGAAGAAUGUGGAGUAUUUACAGGGAGCUCUGGAGAAGAGCCAGAAAGAGCUUCGAGAGAAGGACCAGCAGAUGCAGUUCUUGAUGGAGAGGAUGGAGAUGCUGAAGUCACAGAUUCAGGUUAAGGAGGACCUGGAGAUGGAUGCUCUUGAACAUGGCCAGCAGCUGCGUGUGUAUCGUGAGCAGCUCCAGAAGACUGUGCAGGAGCUACAGGAAGCACAUACACGCUGUGAAUCUCUAAAUAGACAGAUGAAUGAAGUCACCCAGCAGGCACUUCAGAAGGAGAAAGAAGUUCAUAAGCUGCGAGAAGAGAUGUCUGUGAUGGAGAAGCACUCUACACAGGCAGAGGUCAGACUCCAGGCCACCAUUACUUCCCUGCAGCAGGAGCUUGAGCAGCAGAGAGAGGAGCACCACAGAGAGCUUUCAGCUCUCCAGCAGACGCGUGGGCAGCUGCUGAAGGUGUCCGAUCAGAUUUCCAGCAGCUUGCGUAACUCUCAGGAGCAGCUGAGCCAGCGGCUGCAACAGGCCCGAGACCAGCUUGAAGAGGCUAGAUCUACCUCUGCUCGCCUACACGCUGAGCUUCACAGCAAAGAACAGCUCCUACAGAAUGCUAAUGAGACCCUGCUUAUCAAGGAGUCAGAGAUCACCCGUCUUCAAGCCAAGCUCUCAAGCUUCGAAAGAGCCACAGAUCUACACAACAUCACACUUCGUCACAAACCCAGCACUCCUCCACCCCCCUCUCCUCCUCUCAAAGACUCUAUUCUUCACGGCUCCCCAUCCCCCUCUCACAAAAACACUUCAGCACGUUCCAGCAUCUCCUCCUGGCAGAACACCUUCUCUGACACAUCUGUGGAGCUUUCAGACAGUUUGAAAGCCAGUGUACAGGCUGCAAUGCUGCUGCCCCCCUCCCCAGACCAGACCUGGCAGGGUCUGAGCACCCAUGAGGCCACCUCCACUACAGACAUGUCCUUUAAUCCUCUCACAUACAUGCUGGACCAAGAGCAACCAGAAGAACCAGAUUUAGACUCUCUGUCAGGUAUGCUGAGGUUUGUUAACCAGACUCUGGCGCUCCAAGAGCAGCAAUCCCUCUGUGACACCAGCACCCACAAAACAGGAACAUGAUGAGGUGCAACCGUACUGUGUCUGUCCUGACCCAUCAACUAAAGAUAUUCCUGAAGUCAGAGGAACAAAACCUGCUGCGGAUUCAUUAAUUUUGCCCCGAGCUACUAGAUGAUUUUUGUAUGAAGGCUAAAGGUUACAUGUAACCAACUGAACGUUGUGAAUCAGUUUGGUAGAGCUGUUUGAGUUCGUCCAGUAGUAUGAUCAAACAUGUCCCAACUGAUUUUGAAAUAUCCUUUUCAGUGGUGUUUUUGUAUUUAGGUAUAUAUUUUUGUUUUACAUUUUAUGAUACUAAUUUAUAUGAUUUCUAAUGUGUAUGAUUGAUUGAUUCUUAAUAAAUCUUUAGAUAUUCAGAAACCUCUUUUUGCUUUCAUGGCAAACUGUCACAUUAAAUUAGUUUUUCUGAAUCAUCUUGUUUCAGUCUAACACCAAAGUCCACUAUAUAGCAGGUUAAUAAGAAGUGUGCCAUAGUUUAAAUUAAGUAAAUAUGUCUAGGUGUGUAAUUUAACAUGACUUUCGGAGGAAGUCAAUAGCUUUAUUCCCAUUGUGCUGAUGCAAUAGUUAAACAAAAACUUGUUAACAUGUUCCAAAUGUUAAGUAUAUACAAAAGCAUGGUAAAAGAUAUAAAUACAACAGAAAACACUAGCAAAGCAUCGCUGCUUCUGUUUUCUCUCCUUAUGCUGAUUUGCAUGCAUGAAAGAGGCUUUGGUUUGCAGUGAAGAGGAUGUGGUCAAAGAUUGGUGAUUUAUAGCAGCAGUCUCACGCUAUGUGCACGUACUGAGAACUCUGGAAACCCUAUAGUUAAUUUCUUUAAAUGUAUUGACUAAACAUAGCUAUUAAGAAGAUUAAAACAUUAUUUAAACCAUGCACUUUAAAUGCCUGUAUGAUGUGGAGCUAGUAGAAGUGAAGGAUGUGAGUUGGUGCUUCUGUCUGCAUUAAACGCUGAUCUGUGUCGCGUGUGGCUUUUAGAGCUCUGUGGUGUUAAGGGCAGAAACCAUGCUGUUUCAGUCCUUUCAAAGCGGGAACGUCUGGUUUUUUGGCACACGACUCUCAUGAAAAAGAACAGUACGUAAUUACAUUGAAUGUCUACUUGUAGCAUACUUUUUUGAAACCGUACCUGCAGAUAAUUUAAUAAAGAAAUUAAAGGCCGCCUAAGUGUACAAGCUCAAGACUUGCUUUAAAGAAAUGCAGUAGGUUACGGAUAACUGUUAAGUCUCUGAAAACAUUUGCAAAUGCUUAGACUAGAGUAUGCUGAUUUAAAUUUUCAUGAUUGUCCGACGUAGCGCCAAGGUUUGAAAUGCUCCACCCUUUCAACCAUCUCUCUGUUAAUGAAAAUAUUGUAAGGGUGGAUGUGUACAUACUAAAGCAUAUGUAAGCUACUUGAUUAUAAUUUAACUGUAGUGUGUUAUUCAGUAUUGUGUUUUUAACAAUGUGAUCUGAUAUUUUUACAGUAUGUCAGAAAACAAAUGUAGAAAAGUUUACUUUGUGCACCACGUUUUAUCAUCUUGUACACUUCCUCCUUUUCCUUUUUUAAUUUUUUUUUUUUACAUAGACCUUACAAUGUAACAAUUACAACAGAAUUUUUACGCUCUCAAUUGCACAUCUUCCACGUGAGUGCAGCAUCUUCUUGCUGGAGCAUUUGCAAUAACUACUAGGCAAAAGCCUGACCAUCUCAUGGGCUUUCAUUUUGGAAAUCUCCUCUCUGCAGCCUUUUGCUCUUUGUUAAUUUGACCUUUACAAUGGAGAAGUCUCCAAUGGCAACUAUGGCAACAGUUUCCACGAGACCAUAAAGGUCUCUAGUGAUUCCCUCUCAUUGUUUGAUUAUUGACAUUGCCACAGCCCCUUUAUCUUAAAUGCAUACUUCUGUCACCCACCUUUUUGGGGCAGAUGUCCACAGCUGCCACUCUCAUAGGCUGAGGAGUCACAGUUAUUCCAGCACUGCAGAGGAGUUUAAUUCCGGAAAUCAAAGAGCUUUGUGGCUCACCAUCUGUCCGCUGAUUAUUUAACUUGCUAGUUCGGCUUUAACAUAAGCUCUCCAUCAGCUCUCCUUGCAGAGAGUUUAAAAAAAGGAUUAGGAUCUGGUAAAUAUUACAAAAUGAUUAUAAGACGAAACAAA
Messenger RNA from Carassius auratus (goldfish), 6431 nucleotides. RefSeq names its product coiled-coil domain containing 18 (gene ccdc18). The record is from RefSeq and is a predicted model, not a curated record. The coding region runs from base 314 to 4318 and encodes 1334 amino acids. NCBI's taxonomy places the organism in Eukaryota, Metazoa, Chordata, Actinopteri, Cypriniformes, Cyprinidae. The transcript is spliced from 28 exons.